AUUUCAAAUGACUUCUUAACCUCACUUUAAUUUGUUAGUUGUUGUCCACCACGUGCUGGCGGCGUAAACGUGUUUCUGUUUAGUUCUGCGUAAAUAUUCAUUGUCAUGGGACGAAAAGCAAAGUUUGACGAAGAACAUAAUGUUGUUAAAAAGGGCCCCGGGCGCAAGGCGAAGAAACAAAAAGAUCCGGUCUUUUUAAAAUCACAACUUGCUGAGAAUGAUGGUCCAAAGAAAUUAAGUAGACACCAAGCCAAAAGGGCAAUGAAACGUAACGAAAAGAAACAAGUCCGCCAAGAAAAACAGAAAUCAGCCUUAUUGAAGAAACAACAAGCUGCAGUUUCUACAAAACCUACAAAAAAGAAGAAAGAAGCUUAUACUAGUGAUGGUGAAGAGGAUGAUGAUGAAGAUGAAGAUGAAUCUGAUGAGAUUGAUGAACAAGAAGAUUCUGAACAGGACAGUGGAGAAGAAGCUUCAAUGGAUGAUGAGGAUGAAGAUGAUGCUGAAGAGGAGGAAGAGGAAGAUGAUGAUGAAGGAGAAGGCUACACAGAUGAGAACAAGUCAUGGCUAAAACCUAAAAAUAAGAAAAAUAUUUCAACAGAAGAAGAUUCUGAUGAAGCAGAAGAAGAGGAAUCUGAAGAUGAUGAAGACAACUUAAAGGUAGGCAAUUUGGAUGACAUGGAUUCUGAUCAAGAUGAUGACUCUGAUGAGGAUGAAGAUGACGAAUUUAACGCUGAAGGAUCCGAUGACGAAUUACCGAUCGAGAAACAAAAUCGCAAGUUAAAGAAGAAAAUGGCGAAGAUCGCGAAAGAAUCUGAAGAGGAAAUUCAACUGAAUAUUAGAGAUCAGGAAAAGUUUGAGUUUCCGAGUGGAGAUGACCAGGAAACAACCAAUUUACAAGACAUCCAACAACGAAUUCAAGAUGUAUUGCGAGUAUUAGCUGAUUUCCAGAGACUCCGGGAUGCAAACCACGCUAGAUCCGAAUACGUAGAGUUAUUGAAGAAAGAUUUAUGCGCUUACUACAGCUACAAUGAGUUCCUAAUGGAAAAACUCAUGCAACUCUUUCCAUUGAAUGAAUUUCUAGAAUUCCUCGAAGCAUCUGAGGUUCAGCGUCCGCUUACCAUUCGUACGAACAGUUUGAAGACGAGAAGACGUGACCUGGCUCAAGCUCUGAUUAAUCGCGGAGUAAAUUUAGAUCCGAUUGGUAAAUGGUCAAAGGUAGGUCUUGUCAUCUACUCCAGUCAGGUACCAAUGGGUGCAACACCCGAAUAUCUUGCCGGACAUUAUAUUAUUCAAGGCGCGUCGAGUUUGCUGCCUGUAAUGGCGCUCGCCCCGCAACCCAACGAAAGAAUUUUAGACAUGUGUGCUGCCCCUGGCGGUAAAGCGUCGCACAUUGCUGCUAUUAUGAAGAACACAGGCGUGGUAUUUGUCAAUGACGUAAAUAAAGAUCGUGUCAAAGCAGUUGUGGGUAACUUUCAUCGGUUGGGAAUUGUCAAUUCGGUGAUUUCCACCGUUGACGGGCGGAAAUUUCCGAGUAUUAUUACUGGUUUUGACAGGAUUUUGCUGGAUGCUCCUUGUACUGGUACAGGUGUUGUUGCGAAGGAUCAAAGCGUAAAAACUAGCAAAGAUGAACAGGAUAUUCAGAGAUGUUAUACGUUGCAAAGAGAGUUGUUACUAGCUGCGAUAGAUUGCGUUAAUGCUAAGAGUACCACAGGUGGUUAUAUUGUUUAUUCUACUUGUUCGAUAUUGCCGGAAGAAAAUGAGUGUGUGAUUGAUUAUGCCCUGAAGAAGCGUAACGUCAAGCUGGUGAAUACUGGUUUGGAGUUUGGUACAGAAGGAUUUACAAGUUAUCGCCAGCAUCGGUUUCACCCGACAAUGAAGCUGACGAAGCGAUUCUAUCCGCACACACAUAACAUGGAUGGAUUUUUCGUUGCAAAGUUGAAAAAGUUUUCGAAUGUUAUUCCAAGCAAUGCUGGAGAUUCUGCUAAGAUUGCUGAAGGUGAUAAAAAGGAGGAGAAUGGUAAACGAGGACAUUCCGAUGACGAAACAUCUUCUGGGGAUGAUGUUAAAGAGACGAAAGUUGUCAAGAAACAAAAGAGGGACGGUGGUAAAGCACCUAAGCAAAAUAAGCAAAAUGGCGUACAGAAAACUGGAAAUCAGACUAAAAAACAAAAGAAUAAACAAGUAAAUGGCGGUCAAAGUCCUACCAGUAAAUCACCGAAACAAUCAAAACAGGCCACAGCACAAUCACCCAAAACAAGUCCCAAACAGGCUAAACAAAAGACUGGAAAGAAAAGUCAACAAUCGAAAUCAAAACCUGGGAAGAAAAUGAAUUGGGAGAAUGUACCGCAGGCUGCAGCAUCGAAAAUGGCUAAGAAAUUGAAGACGAAGAAGAAAAUUGGCGGAUUUAAAACGAAACCCAAGAAAAAGUAGGUUAAUUUUGUUAGGUGUUACUGCAAACUUGAAUUAAAUAAAUAAUUGUUCAAUUAUUUCGUGCUCUGUUGAAGAAUUGUAUGAGAACAAUUAAUUUAUCUCCGGUAACAGUACCGACGGUUUUGUUUGUUUUCAAACACAUUUAAAAAUAUACAAAAUUGCAUUUAAAA
Messenger RNA from Dalotia coriaria, 2600 nucleotides. RefSeq lists its product as uncharacterized. Gene Ontology annotation, cellular component: nucleolus. Gene Ontology annotation, biological process: rRNA base methylation; maturation of LSU-rRNA. Lineage: Eukaryota; Metazoa; Arthropoda; Insecta; Coleoptera; Staphylinidae. The transcript has 2 exons. The record is from RefSeq and is a predicted model, not a curated record. Bases 106 to 2430 code for a protein of 774 amino acids. Gene Ontology annotation, molecular function: RNA binding; rRNA (cytosine-C5-)-methyltransferase activity.